AUGCAAGCAACCAACAGGCAGCAUAAUAUCGUUUCACCGUGGUCCCAGGUAGACAAACUCGGUGCCCUCCCACCAGAAGUGGACAAUGAAGGCAACAUUGAAUACAAACUCAAACUCGUGAAUCCAUCCGAUGAACGACUAGAACACCUCAUUACACAGCUCAAAUGGAGACUUGCUGAAGGGGAUGGAGAAGCCAUGUAUGAGAUAGGGGUGGAUGACGAUGGCACUUGUGUCGGAUUGACGACAAAGGAGAUGGAAGCAUCGAUGACCACAUUACGUCGCAUGGCGGAUGAAUUGGAUGCUGAUGUGUUUAUUGUGCGACAAGUGGGAAUGGACAAGCUCGGUCGUUUGCAGGAACACGAUCGUACAGUACUAGAAGCGGUGAUACGACAUCGAUUCAAAGAGCAUCAACAAUGCUAUACGGAUAUGCGAAUUGCAAUAUUGGGUGGACAUGGAGAAGGGAAAUCAACAUUACUCGGCUAUAUCACUCAUGGCAUCCAAGACAAUGGUCGUGGUCGGUCUCGACUCAGCUGUGCUCGCCAUCGACAUGAAAUCGAAUCGGGUCGAACAUCUUCAAUAUCACACGAGAUUAUUGGUUAUGAUUCUGAUGGACGUUUAAUCAACUAUGCGAAUGAACAUAUCAAUACCUGGGAGCAAAUUUGUGAAGCGAGCACCAAAGUGAUCACAUUCCUCGACCUAUGUGGCCAUGCAAAGUAUUUACGCACCACCAUUUCGGGCAUGUCUGGUUAUUGUCCCGAUUAUGCAGCUCUCGUCAUAUCAGGCAAUCUGGGUAACAUCUCGGAGAUGACACAUGAGCAUUUAGCUAUUGCAGUCAUGCUACGGGUUCCUGUAUUCGUCAUUGUCACCAAGGUCGACAUCGCUACUCGUGCCCAAUUACAGAAUACUCUCAACACCCUUGUACAGUUAUUACGUUCUCCUGGGGUCGACAAACUUCCCUUCAUCGUACGCAGCGAAAACGAUUUUGGAUCAUGCACUUCGACUUGGACACGGCGUGGACCCGAAGUACCAAUCUUUCUCGUCUCCAAUGUCACCGGCACCAACAUUGAUCUACUCCAACAAUUUUUGAGCACCCUUCCCAAACCGACUAAGCAGUAUCAUAAGCUCUUGGAAGAACCCGUGGAAUUUCAGAUUGAAAAGGUUUACACAAUUCCAGAUGUUGGAUUGGUAGUGGGUGGUAUGCUUCAAAAAGGCCGAAUCAAUAUACACGACAAGAUGCAAUCCUACAACCUCGGCCCUGACAACAAAGGAAACUUCAUCAAAGUCCAAGUCAGCUCAAUUCAUAGACAUCGGAUGCCAUCUCAUUACGUGCAUUGUGGACAAGUCGCAACGCUUGCUAUCACGUCUCCAGAGUUGGAUCAAAUGCGAAUACAGCGAGGAAUGGUGCUCCUAGGCACAGAUACACCUACCAGCUAUUACGAGUUUGAAGUCGAACUUUUGGUGCUAUAUCAUCCAACAGGGGUAGCUGCUGGUACAUGUGGUAUGCUCUAUUCGGGAUCCAUCCGCCAACAAGCACGAGUCAUUGCUGUUUCUCCUCAAGGAACCAAAGCAGAGGAUGGAGGUACCAGCAGCAGCAGCAGCAGCAGCAGCGAUGGGAUUGAAUCAAAUGGCUCUUCCUCAAGCAAGAUUCGUUCUGGAAAAGAAGGUCGAUGCGUGUUACGCUUUAUGAACGAACCCAAAUACCUCUGUAUCGAUGCCCAAAUACUCUUCGUGGAUGGCAAAGCUAAAUGUCUAGGGCGAGUGACCAAGCUGGGAAACGAUUUGGAUAAUCCAUAG
Messenger RNA from Lichtheimia ornata, 1794 nucleotides. RefSeq lists its product as uncharacterized. The transcript is spliced from 5 exons. Gene Ontology annotation, molecular function: GTP binding; translation elongation factor activity; GTPase activity. Gene Ontology annotation, biological process: translational elongation. Lineage: Eukaryota; Fungi; Mucoromycota; Mucoromycetes; Mucorales; Lichtheimiaceae. Bases 1 to 1794 code for a protein of 597 amino acids. The record is from RefSeq and is a predicted model, not a curated record.